CGUACGAAUAAAAAAAUCAUCAUAAAAAGUUUUAAUUAAAUUAAAUGUGAUUAGGAUGCGAUUUAUAGUUAUUAUAUUAGUAAGUGUAUUAGGAUAUUCACUUGCCGAUGUUUUGCAAGUGAAAUGUGGAGAUGAAUUGUGUGAAAGGCCAUCAAAUUUAGCUGUUACAACACUUCGAUAUGUUCCAGAUAAGCCUUACAAGUUACACAUUAAUUCACUGAAUUCUGAAGUUGAAAUAUUUGGUGCAACUGAUGAUCUUUAUUAUGCUCGAUAUGGCAGGAAUUAUGGAUUUUUACCAAAAAAUCAUAUUAGAGAAAAGGCUAAAGGGAAUUUUAUACAUUCAGUCCAACUUAAUCUUGAUACAUUAAGGAUUAAUUCACAAGUUAAAGAGACAAAUUUCCUCCAUGAAAUGUUAAAAUCUUCUAGUCAGCCAGAUCAGCAAAUAAGCAAUCAAACAAACAGUUCUCCAGAUGAAAAUAAGCACAAUCAUGAUCAUAGCAAUAACAACCACAAUCAUGAAGAGAAAAAAGUCGAAAUUGUUGAAGAAAGACCUACAGAUUAUAUUCCGAUUGGGACCGAACCAAAAGAUACAGUGAAGCAGGAAAAUGAAGUUAAAACGGAAAGUACUGAGACAGUUAAGCAAGAAAAGGAAGUUAAAACUGAAAGUACUGAGCCUAAGAAAGAGGAACAGCCUAUCCAAGAUGAUUCUGAUAAGUUAACAGCCGAGAAAUUGCAAAAAUCAAAUGAAAUAAAAAACGAAAAACAGGAAAUUCGUCAAGAAAAUAAUGAUAGCGGAAUCGAGGACGACGAAGACGAUGACGAGACUGACGAUGAGGAAGAAGAUGAUGAUGAGGAUGAGGAAGCAGAUUUGUUAGACAUCCAGGAACAGAAAAAUGAUACAAUUACAGAAAAUACCGAACCAAUAAAAAUUGAGGAAAAUAGAGUUGAAUUAAAUGCCACGACAUCAAAAGAAAAUGAAGAGAAACCCAUAGAAAAAGUAGACGAUAUCAAAAUCGCGAAACCGGAAAUUGUACAAGCUGAAAAUGUUGUUGAUCAAGAUAAAAAUGUUUUCGAUGAGAGUAAAACUAUUGAAAUUGGUGACACAAAAACUCAGGAACCAGAAUUAAUUGAUAAUAACUCUGCCGAGAAUAAAACCGAGGGAGUAGAGCAGAUUGAAGCACCAAAGGAACCAGAAAAGAUUGAGGAAAUUCCAGAAAAAGUCGAAGAGAAGAUUGAAAUUCCAGAAUUCAAACAAAUUCCAGAGAUUAAGGAAGAAAAAGAAGUAAAACCAAGAGAUCCAGCACCAGUAAAUGAAGAAAUAAAUGAAGAACCAAUUACUACACAAAUUCCAAUUACAGAACAGCCAAUUCAAGAAAAGUAUGAGCCAGAAAUUCCACUCCUAAUUGAUGAAACCACAACACCAUCUUACCAACCAAUCACUAAUUUACCAGAACUUAAACAUGAAGAAAUAACAGAAGUGCCUCCUUCAUCUCAGGAAAAACGUGAAGAUAAAAAUGACCAAGAUUUAUUAUUAAAGCGAUUUAGUGAGAAAUUGGGACAUAGACAUCCAGAAGGUGUUGGAAGUGUCGAACAAAUUCACCACAGCCAUCAGCAUUCACAUGAUCAGCAUGGGCAUUCACAUGAUCAGCAUGGACAUUCACAUGAUUCACACAGUCAUUCACACGCUGCUCACAGCCAUGAUUCACACGAAAAUCAUCAACAAGUUUUACACAGUCAUGAGCAUGUAUCACAGCACUCACAUUCACAAGAAAAUGUUGAACAACACAGUCACGAUCAACAAACUGCCACGUUAAAAGAGGAUCUUGUGAAAGAGGAAAUUGUUGAUCAAGAUAAAAAACCAGGAUUUUUCAGUGGAUUAGUCAAGAAAAUAUUCGGCGAUGAGCAUCCACAUUCACAUGAUUCAAGCAACGAUGCUCAAAAAUUAUCAUCUGAAAAUGUUGACGAAGGUUUUUGUGAGAAAAUUGAUUCAGAGGACUGUCCAAAGUCUGUUAAAAAUGAUGUAAAACGUGAAGUUAAAUACGAUUCUGCAAACUCAAACACAGUGGAUGAUUAUAUCAAAAUGAUUCUCAUCGAAGCACUAGAAAUGAUUGAUGUAAUUAUUACAUUGGGUCUUGUUGCUCUUACUGUACUGAUUUUCAUCUUUGGUCAUUACUGUAUCAGUAAAGCAAGUAAGGAAGGCAGUCUCAUUAGAAAAAUGAAUGAAUUGGAACGAGAAAUAAUGUCAACGGGUAAAGAAAAUGGAAAUCUUAAAGCUGAAGUUGAAAUUACAAAGCAACAGCUUAAAAGUAUUCAAGAUAAUUCAUUCGGAUCAAAUGACAUGGUUAUUGCAUUAAAACAAGAUUUGGAACUUAAUGAAAGAGAAAAAGAGGAAUUGUUGGAUAAAAUAUCGUCAUUAGAGAAGGAAUUGGAAGCAGCAGCUGAAGAUGGACUUGAAUUAAAUCGUAUGGUAUCGGAAUUGCUUAAUAAUCAAACUGGCAGUGAUUCAAUCAUUAGUUCUGUUGAAGAUCUGCAGAGACAACUUAACGAGCAACAAGAAACGAUAAUAACGAUGAAUGAAGCACUAGCAUUAAAAUCUCGAGAAAAUUCGGAACUACAAAUUCAACUAUCGGAAAUAAAUAGUAAAUUUGGUGGUGAAUAUGAAAAGUUCCAACAGCAAGUCGAUGCAGUAGCACUUGAGCGUUCUAAUUUACAAAUCGAGUUGGAAAACUUAAAACGUGAAAGUGACAUGCAAGUGAAUCAAAUAAUUGAGGAAAGAAAUUCUGAAGUAACAAGAUUAAACAGUGAAUUGACAUCGUAUGCUGGAAAAUAUGAUGAAAGUAAAAAGCUCUUAACAUCUGCUGAAUCUAAAGUGCAGGCACUUGAAGAAUGUAUCGAAACUAUCAGAAAAACAAAGGGUGGUGAUUUUAAAAAUCUUCUUGACGUUGCUGAUCUUAAGGCUGAUCUCUUAGCUGUUACAAAGGAGAAAAGUACGAUACAAGAGCAAUUACAAAGUGAAAGAGAUUCAAGGAAAUUACUUGAAGAUCGCGUAAAAACCGUUAGUGAUGAUUUGUCAAAUUUAAAGAAAGAAUUUAGUGUUGCUGAAAAAGAGAAGCUUGAUGCACAGACACGACUUGAUGUCUUAUCAAAUUAUUUCAAGGAAAAAGAAACUCAACUGACAUCAGAAUUGAGUUUGAAAGAAGCAAGAUGGAUGAAACAGCAAGGCGAAACUACGAGUACAGUCGAGAAAGUUCAAGCACUCAAUGCGGAAAUUCAGACAUUAAAAUCACAAAAUGACGAAUUAAAGGCAGAAUUUGAAGCUCAGAUUAUCAGCUACAAGGCAAAAUUGACGUCUGUAGAAGGACAAUCGCAUACAGCAUGGCUAGCAGCUAAACAAUCUGAGAGAAAAAUGGAAGAAGCGAGAAUGGAAGCAGCAGCAUUAAGACGUCGUUUAACUUCGAUUGCUGAGAAUCCAGGAAUGACCAGCGCUGAAUUACUCAAUGGAUUACCUGGACCAAACGACUCAAUGAAUACAAUUCCAUCACCAAUGAGAGUUGAAUCGCCAAAUAAUAUAAGCUUACCUCCAUUUUUGCCAGGAGCCCCACCUUUUAUGCCAGGAAUAACCAGCGCUGAAUUACUUAAUGGACCACCGUUUAUGCCACCUCCAUUUAUGCCAUUACCACCAAUGGGACUUCCACCUUUGGGUCGAUUAAUGAGUCCACCACCAAAGAGAUUUACCCCAACAAUGAGAGAUGAUCGUGAUAGAUAUAGUCCAAGACAUGGAAGAUAUUCACCAGAUAGUCGAUAUGAUGACUAUACGCCGUUUGAAACUGAAACGGAUAUUAGUCCUCCAAGAUCACCUGUACCUCAACGACGAGGAUUUAGCUCACCAACAGAUCGUAAUAAGAAAUCAAAAGGUAAAAAUGGAAGCAAUCGAUAUUCCGAAUCGUCAUGUUCAUCAUCAUCUACAUAUACUGAUGAAUCUGAUGAUUAAUCAUCAUUGUAAUUAUUUUAUUCAUUUUGGUGUUACUUUUUUUGUAAAGCUUUAUGUAGUCAUACUUUUUACUGCCUUGGAAAUUAUUAUUUUUGACAAUCAUUAUUUUUCUUCUCAUUAUUGUACUUUAAAGUAAUCAUACCAUAGUCUAACAUUCUUCAAAUUGUCCAAAAAGACAUUUACUAAUGUUUUGAGUGAUAAUAAUUAGGUUUAGCACACUUUCCAUUUGACAUCAAUACAUUCACAAUUCAUUAAGUUAAAUUCUAUUGGAUAAUUCGAAAAUAAUUAGACAAAAUUGAAUUUUUUUGUAAAUUUUUCUAGUCUAUAAGUUUCAUGGGUUCAUUAGCAUGUUAAAGAGAUUAUAAUCAAUUUGGUCAACUUUUUGU
This is a messenger RNA of Chironomus riparius, 4377 nucleotides long. Lineage: Eukaryota; Metazoa; Arthropoda; Insecta; Diptera; Chironomidae. The record is from the annotation of a GenBank genome assembly.